UUUUUCUUAUGUUAUUACUCAAUUCUUUGAAGUACUUGGCAGCCAUUUUAAAUUGGCAAAUGUUUACGGAUUAUGUUUACAAUUACAACUUUACAUGUAGCGUCUCGCCGUACCCCUGGUGUUGUCUUGUGACAGGUAAAUAUACCCUAUAUGUUAACGAAAAUGGACUCCUUGUUAAAAAGUUAUGAACAGCAAUUCAGUGUCAUCACUGCAAGCAUUACUGCAAGAACAGCAACACUGAAUGGAAUAACUAAAGCGGAGGAUAAGAAAUGUUCCAUUCAACAGAUUGUAAGAGAACUUGAAGAAACUAAGGAUAUUUUGGAACAGAUGGAAUUGGAGAUUCGAGAACUGGAUACAGCUUCAAAAAACAAAUAUUGUACUCGUAUUGAAAGCUACAAAGUUGAACUUUCCAGACUAGAAAAAGAAUUCAAGAGUAAAAGAAUUUCAAAUGGUGGAGAGAGAGAAGAAUUAAUUGGAGACACUGAUGCAGAAGAUGUAUAUGAUCAAAAUCAACUAUUGAUUAGUAAUGGUGAAAAGCUAGAACGAGGAAGAAAUCGUUUAGAAGCAGGCUAUCAAAUUGCUAUUGAAACAGAGCAGAUUGGAAACAACAUACUUACUGAUCUCAAUCAACAAAGGGAAACCAUUCAAAAAACCAGGAACAGACUACGAGAAACCGAUGAACAGUUAAGUCGUAGUGGGCGCUUGCUGAAUCGCAUGUUUGGCAGAAUUAUUCAGAAUCGUCUUGCGUUUGUUGGCUUAAUUAUUCUUGCUGUAAUUUUGAUUAUAAUUACAUUGUAUAUUAAAUUUCGGAAAAGUUCUUAGCCAUUCCACAAUUUGUAUGUAUAUGUAAAUGUAUGUACUUUGUUUCAAUAUAGUAUUUUUGCGCACGUCA
This is a messenger RNA of Daphnia pulex (common water flea), 892 nucleotides long. It is a transcript of the gene Vti1a, whose product is annotated as vesicle transport through interaction with t-SNAREs homolog 1A-like. Gene Ontology annotation, molecular function: SNAP receptor activity; SNARE binding. Bases 151 to 822 code for a protein of 223 amino acids. Gene Ontology annotation, biological process: macroautophagy; Golgi to vacuole transport; vesicle fusion with Golgi apparatus. The record is from RefSeq and is a predicted model, not a curated record. The transcript has 5 exons. Lineage: Eukaryota; Metazoa; Arthropoda; Branchiopoda; Diplostraca; Daphniidae. Gene Ontology annotation, cellular component: ER to Golgi transport vesicle membrane; endoplasmic reticulum membrane; SNARE complex.